UUUUCUAAUUUAGGCAACUUGACUCGGCUCAGUCUCCUUCAGCUCGCCCUCCAACCCUGUGAAGUCUGCAUUGGCCGUGCGGUGUGAGAAACAUUGUAUUUCAAAGUCACUUUAGUACCCUGCUAUCACCAACGCUUACCGCUAAAAUGGCCGUGCCUCCCUGCUAUGCUGAUCUGGGCAAAUCUGCCAAGGACAUUUUCAACAAGGGCUAUGGAUUUGGCCUGGUGAAACUGGAUGUGAAGACCAAGUCCUCAAGUGGAGUGGAGUUCAAAACAGCUGGUUCCUCCAACACCGACACCAGCAAAGUGGCCGGCACCCUGGAAACCAAAUACAAGAGGUCGGAGUACGGCCUGACCUUCACAGAGAAGUGGAACACUGACAACACCCUGGGAACAGAAAUCACCAUUGAAGAUCAGAUUGCCAAGGGACUGAAGUUGACCUUUGACACAACCUUCUCACCAAACACUGGGAAGAAGAGCGGAAAGGUCAAGACCGCCUACAAGCGCGAGUUCGUCAACCUGGGCUGCGACGUGGACUUCGACUUCGCCGGACCCACCAUUCAUGGUGCCGCCGUUGUCGGCUACGAGGGCUGGCUCGCCGGGUACCAGAUGACCUUUGACACAGCCAAGUCCAAGAUGUCCCAGAACAACUUUGCUGUGGGCUACAAGACGGGAGACUUCCAGCUGCAUACCAAUGUCAAUGAUGGUGCUGAGUUUGGAGGCUCCAUCUACCAGAAGGUGAGCGACACGCUGGAGACAUCCGUUAACCUGGCCUGGACCGCUGGCAGCAACAGCACGCGCUUUGGCAUCGCCGCCAAAUACCAGCUGGACAAGGAUGCUACCCUUAGUGCUAAAGUGAACAAUACCAGCCUCGUUGGUGUUGGCUACACCCAGACUCUUAGACCAGGUGUCAAGCUCACCCUGUCGGCGCUGGUAGAUGGCAAGAACAUCAACGCUGGUGGCCACAAGCUCGGCCUGGGUCUGGAGCUGGAGGCCUAAGGCUUUUUUCAACAUGGGGAGAAUAGGGAAUAUCAGAAGAAUCUGGCCUUAAAUGUAUUUCCACCUCAAACCAGCAAGGGCAUUUCUUGAAGGGAUUGGUUGAAAAGGCUAGGACAAUGAACGGUCAUUAAAGAGUACCACUUUUCCAACAGGUGCUCCCCUUAUUGGGAAAAUUCACCUUUCUUUUGGGAGGCGGUGCUUUUUACUUUAUAGUCGUAUCCAUUAAACUCUGCACUGUUUGUGGCAAGUGUUGUCUUUUGACUUUUAAAAUACUUUCUCCAAGUCAAAAAACUGCUUGUGAUGUUUUUGUCCCCUCUGGCCCUCCUUGCCUUGCGCUAAUCCCUCAAAACUUGUAACCUGGCGAGCCAAUCGGCGAGUUUCAACGCAACCUGUCCUUGGGUUUUGUCAUUCUGACCGUCUGAUAUUCCCCCUCGUCAUCUGAAACCUAACCUUUUCGUACGCAAACCUUAUUAAGUACUCUAGGCUUGUUCCUCUUCCUUUUUAUUUAAAAUGCUGUUAUACCUUCCUUCAUUAUGCACUUGAUGAUACACCUAACACUCGAGUUGUGUUCUGCUUGGUCCUGGCCAAUGAGGGUUGGAGAUUUGAUUUCUUGUGAAGGCUAUACUUGUGACCCUCCCUUGAAUAGGGCAAUUUUUGGGGGGUAUAAACAAAAAUAAUGUAUCUGAAGUUUGAGGAAACCCUUUUAAUAAACUUUGGCUGAAACAGG
Gadus chalcogrammus (walleye pollock) is the source of this 1725-nucleotide messenger RNA. It is a transcript of the gene vdac2, whose product is annotated as voltage-dependent anion channel 2. The transcript has 9 exons. NCBI's taxonomy places the organism in Eukaryota, Metazoa, Chordata, Actinopteri, Gadiformes, Gadidae. Gene Ontology annotation, cellular component: mitochondrial outer membrane. The record is from RefSeq and is a predicted model, not a curated record. Gene Ontology annotation, molecular function: voltage-gated monoatomic anion channel activity. Gene Ontology annotation, biological process: monoatomic anion transmembrane transport. Bases 147 to 998 code for a protein of 283 amino acids.